Messenger RNA from Pundamilia nyererei, 3297 nucleotides. Its product is annotated as zinc finger protein 568-like. The record is from RefSeq and is a predicted model, not a curated record. Lineage: Eukaryota; Metazoa; Chordata; Actinopteri; Cichliformes; Cichlidae. Gene Ontology annotation, cellular component: transcription regulator complex; chromatin; PcG protein complex. The coding region runs from base 165 to 2384 and encodes 739 amino acids. Gene Ontology annotation, molecular function: RNA polymerase II cis-regulatory region sequence-specific DNA binding; DNA-binding transcription factor activity, RNA polymerase II-specific. Gene Ontology annotation, biological process: regulation of transcription by RNA polymerase II. The transcript has 3 exons.
CUGCAGGGGGCAGCGGUGCGCCUGCGCUGAGUUUAGUCUGCCAGGAGAAGAAGAAAACCCACUCAAGGUUUAUUGUUAGCUUAACUCCUCUGAGGGCUGGAGUGGAAGGCGGUGGGGUUUUCUUUCUUACCCUGUUUCAGGCCCGUGUUUCCGCAGGUGCAGUAAUGAUGACCUUACAUCGGGACCUGAGACGGUUUAUUAACGGCCGACUAACUGCUGCUGCCGAAGAAAUAUUCCUGGAGUUUGAAAAAACGAUCGUCCAGUACGAGGAAGUGAUCGACCGUCAGCGCAGACUGCUGGAGAUCACCUGGAAGCCUCAGAUAAAGCUCCACAGAAUAGGCCUCCCACAGCACCAUGACUCCAACAGGGAGAAACUUCCUACAGAGCAGGAGAAGCUCUCCAGCCUGGAGCAGGAGUCACAACAUGAUCGUAAUAAGGACGAGGCUCCUUCUGAACAGGAGACCUCCAGCCUGAAGCUGGAUCCUCCUCAGCAACUUGACUGUAAUAAGGAACGGGUUCUUCCUGAGCAGGAGGGGAACUCCAGGCUGGAGCAGGAACCUCUGCAGGUUAAAGAGGAACUGGAAGAACUCCACACCAGCCGGGUGGAUGCAGCGCCUCUGCAGAUUAAAGAGGAGCAGGAGGAGCUCUGCACCGCCUACGAGGCAGAGCACCUUAUAGUGAAGGAGGAGGACGAUACCUUAAUGGUGACUCUUACUUACGGGGAAAGUGACAGUGAAACAGAGCCAAUCAGCGAGCAGCUCCUGUCUCACAGCCCGCCUGCAGCCGAGAGCCGAGAUCAGGAAGAGGGCACGAACGCAGCCUCGGGAUCGGGCGCAGAGCCAAAGCCAACGAAGAGACUCGCUAAAAGCAGAAGUGACAGUGCAGAGCGCGCUCCCAUGUCAGAGAGUCAGGGUAAUACGGACGCAGGUAAAAAGCCUUUGAAAUGUUACGUUUGUGAGAAAGUUUUUAAGGAUAAGUCCCAAAUUAAAAGACACGUCAGGAUCCACACGGGCGAGAAGCCGUUCGCGUGCAGCACCUGCGGGAAGAAGUUCUAUCAGAUAUACUUACUGAAAUAUCACGAAAGGACUCACACGGGCGAGAAGCCGUACUCCUGCAAAAUAUGUGCGAAAAAGUUCAGGUGUAGCGACAGUCUGUUGGUCCACAUGAGAAUCCACACGGGCGAGAAGCCGUACGGGUGUAAAACGUGCGGGAAGAGAUUCAUCUGCACGUCAAACCUGAAGAGCCACACGAGGAUCCACACGGGCGAGAGGCCGCAUUCCUGCAAAACCUGCGGGAAGAGCUUCACUCAGAGGGGCAGCCUGACCGUCCACAUGAGGACGCACACGGGCGAGAAGCUGUACUCCUGCAAAGCGUGCGGGAAGCGUUUCUGUCAGAGCGGGACGCUGCUGAUCCACAUGAGGACGCACACGGGCGAGAAGCUGUACUCCUGCAAAGCGUGCCGGAAGCGUUUCUGUCAGAGCGGGACGUUGCUGAUCCACAUGAGGACGCACACGGGCGAGAAGCGCUACUCUUGUAAAAUUUACCUCCGACCGCGACGCCUCUCCGAGGAUGAGGAGGUUCUCGUGAACCAGGAGAGGGACUCCAGCCUGAACCAGGAGGAACCAGCAGCUCGACGGAUCAAAGAGGAGGAGGAGGAGCUCAGCAUCAGUCAGGAGGGAGAGCUGCUCGUUCUGGACGAGGACGGCGACACCAUCAUGGUGACCGUUACGUACGGGGAAAGUGACGACAGCGACCCAGAACCGGAGCGGGAGCAGCUCCCCUCUCACAGCUCUCCCGUGGCCGAGAGCCGACGUCAGGACAGAGGCAACCACGUGGACUCGGGAUCGGCUGUGCAAGCGAUGUACAACAACGUGGACAACGGCCUGAUAUUUAGCGGCCCUGUUUACAUGCAAAGCUUUAGGAAUGAACCUCUGAUGAUGCAACAAGACAUAAGCGACCCGGACGAGAAGCCGUAUCCCUGCAAAAUAUGCGGGAAACACUUUCGUAAACGCUUUAAUCUGGAGAUCCACAUGAGGGCUCACACGGGCGAGAAGCCGUUCUCGUGUAACGUGUGCGGGAAAGGUUUCACUCGGAAGGACAGCGUGAUCCUGCACAUGAGGACCCACACGGGCGAGAGGCCGUUUAUCUGCGGCUUCUGCGGGAGGCGGUUCGGUCGGAAGGAUAAUUUGGCGUCCCACAUGAGGAUCCACACCGGCGAGAGACCUCAUUCCUGUAAAAUUUGCGGCAAAAGUUUCUGCCAAAGUAACGACUUGUUGCGCCACACGAGGACUCACGCCGCCGAGAAGCCCGUUCCCUGCGACAUAUGCGGGAAAAGAUUUCGGGACGCCUCGACGAUGAAUUUUCACAAAAAGAGGCACAAGUGAGAAGUCCCGAAGUGUUCAGGACUGAAAGGGAAAACGGUUUAGUCUUUGUACAAGUAAAACACAUCACGUGUGUCACGUCAUAGCUCUCUACCUCUGCUACAUGUGGGCUGUUUGGACACAUUUUGUCUUCCUGGGUGUUCUGUGACUGCGUCAACUUUGAAUCGUUUUACAAUUACGAGACGUUGCUGACCGUGGGUACAAACUUUAUCUUCCUCUGUCCGGAUUAUGUUUGCUUUCGUCUGCAGCCGCAUGAGGGUGAGGAUAUCUGUGCUGUAAGCAAAAGGUCAGAGUCUGCGUGAAGGUGUGGUCAGAAUAUCUGAAGUAUGAAAGUGCUCCCAGUGGAAGGACGGCCCCAGAAAUGGCGUGGUGAUACAGACGUGUUGUGCAUUAAGUGCCAUGGAAGUUUCUGCAGCAUCAGCAGAGGUGGCUGAAUUCUCCGGAUACUAAGGAAAGGUCAUACAGUGCUUCCUUCACUACGUCCUUCAGCAGAGGAUCCUUCAGGGCACAGGUGUCGACCUCCAGGCCUCGAGAGCCGCUGUCCUGCAGGUUUUAGACGUGUCCUUGAUCCAACACAGCUGAUUUAAAUGGCUGAAUGAUCUCAUUAACAUGAGGGCUGGUAAUUAACCAAUCAACCUAGCCCUAACUAACCCUGACCCAGGGUGAGAUCUAAAACCUGCAGGACACCGGCCCGCGAGGCCUGGAGGUCGACACCCCUGCUUUAGGAAAACGAGACGAUGCCGUCCCGUUUCGGGAAACGAGCGAUCGAACCAAGCGACGCGGCUCAGAUCAUGAAAAUGUUAAUCCUGUGUUUUCCAUUUUAUUCUGAUUCGUUUGACCCUUACAGGCUGUGAUGAACCCUCAGCUGAAGUAUGAUCAUCAUAUUGUGAUAUAAAUAAAAUCUGCUUCUUGUAAA